Diabrotica virgifera virgifera (western corn rootworm) is the source of this 1245-nucleotide messenger RNA. It is a transcript of the gene R2d2, whose product is annotated as RISC-loading complex subunit tarbp2-like. Bases 174 to 1169 code for a protein of 331 amino acids. The record is from RefSeq and is a predicted model, not a curated record. Lineage: Eukaryota; Metazoa; Arthropoda; Insecta; Coleoptera; Chrysomelidae. The transcript has 5 exons.
UAGACCGUAUCCGUAUUGUUUAUUUUUAUACAAAAGAAUCUGAAAAUUGUAAAUCUAGUAAGUUGUUUUUUAAUAAUUAUAAAUGAUUAAUAUUAGGAUUUGGUACUAUCAAGAUGAAACCUGUAUUAACUAACAUAAAUAUUUAGUAUUCAUCAUAAUAUUGAAGCACAAAAAUGUCAAAUCAUGUCAAGACCCCGGCGAUGGUUCUUCAAGAGCUGGCAAUAAAGAAAGGCUUUCAAUCACCACAUUAUGAAAUUACUCAUAGUGUCACGGGAACUCAUAACAAUAGAUUCGAUUAUAGAGUAAGAGUAGCCGGAGUGGAAGCAACUGGUACUGGUUGCUCAAAGCAGAUUAGUAAACAUGAUGCUGCAUACAAUGCAUUAAAGCUGUUAGAAGAGGACGGCAUUUAUGAUCCAAAAGAAAUUCCCAUGAGGGAGUUUAAGGCAUCUAUUAUACAAAAACAGUGUGAAUUAGAUGCUGGUGCAGCUAUACCUUCAUCUGUUAACUUCGUAGCUCCUUUAAAAGACAUUUGUGCUGAAAAGAAAAUUCAAGAUCCAGUGUUUAAGGAACUAUCAGAUGUUGGUCCGCCACACUGUAGAGAAUUCACUUAUGAAUGUGGCAUAGGUUCUGUCAAAACUGUUGCGACUAGCACAACAAAAAAGAUGGCGAAACAAUUAGCAGCAAGAGAAAUGCUGGAAAAGUUAAACGAUAUUCUACAGGAUUUAUUAUUAGAGUGUCCUCGUGAGGAAGAGGAAUUUGAACAGUUACCAUCUACUAUCAGAGAUCGAAUGUGUGCAGAAUCAGCACUGAAUCAAAAAAUUCUCCAUCGUUACAAUAAGUUAUUCGGACAAGUUAUACCGAAUAAAAAAGGAAAACUAAAGGAUUUCUCAACUUGUUUCCGUGAGUUGCUGAACAAAUUUGAAAAAACCAGAGACGAUUUUGUCGAAGAUCUCUGUGAGAAGACAGAAGAAUCUCUAGUCAGAAUUUUAGACAAAAUGGAACUACAACAUGAUGUAAUUGCUGUACAAGAAGGAAUUCCAAUAAUUGUUUGUUUAUGUAUCAAUACUGAUGUAUCAUUGACUACAUCAGGUGUUGGUCAAACUUUCAAAGAGGCCAAAGAAGAAGCGCUCGAGACUGCAUUCAUGAUGCUUGACAUGUAUAUUGAAUAGUUUUCAAAUAAAAAUUAAAAAAUGUAUAAUACAUUGUAAUAAUUGUAUUUUUGUUACAAUAUAUAUUCUUCUACAA